AUGAGGAAACAGGGCUGGGCACUGACAGGCCCUGCCCGCCCCCUGCUGGACCGCUUCCGCCCGCCGGGGGGGCGCUCGGGACCCGCCGCCCGACGCACUCUACAGCGCCGCCGGGAGGGGGCGCCCAAGGGCCGCACUCCCUCCGCCCCCCCAGCACUCUCACGGCCGCCGGAGGGGGCGCCCUCGGGACCACUCUCACGGCCGCCGGAGGGGGCGCCCUCGGGCCGCACUCUCUCCCCCCCUAGCACUCUCACGGCCGCCGGAGGGGGCGCCCUCGAGCCGCACUCAGUUCCCCCCCAGCACUCUGAUGGCCGCCGGAGGGGGCGCCCUAGGGCCGCACUCACCCCCCCGUAUUCUCAUGACCGCCGGGAGGGGGCGCCCUCGAGCCGCACUCUCACCCCCCAGCACUCUCACGGCCGCCGGAGGGGGCGCCCUCGGGCCGCACUCCACCGCCCCCCAGCACUCUCAUGGCCGCCGGAGGGGGCGCCCUCGGACCGCACGCACUCCCCCCCAGCCCUCUCACGACCGCCGGAGGGGGCGCCCUCGAGCCGCACUCACUCCCCCCCCCAGCACUCUCUCACGGCCGCCGGAGGGGGCGCCCUCGGGACGCACUCACUCCCCCCAUCCCCCAGCACUCUCACGGUGGCCGGAGGGGGCGCCCUCGAGCCGCACUCAGUCUCCCACCGGCACUCUCACGGCGGCCGGAGGGGGCGCCCUCGAGCCGCACUCACUCACCCACCAGCACUCUCAUGGUUCCCGGGGUUCAGCGCGCAUGCGCCGCCGCUCCCGGCCCCGCUCCGCGCAGGCGCGCGAGGCGUCGGGAGCGCGCCGCGCUCGGGCCCGCGGGCUGAGACGGGGAUUUAA
Molecule: messenger RNA, 864 nt
Organism: Tachyglossus aculeatus (Australian echidna)
Lineage: Eukaryota; Metazoa; Chordata; Mammalia; Monotremata; Tachyglossidae
Product: proline-rich protein HaeIII subfamily 1-like
Exons: 2
Coding region: 1-864 (287 amino acids)
Source: RefSeq, a predicted model, not a curated record